AUGAACGAUGCCGGUGUUUCCCAAUCAUUUGUAUUUGUUUCCUACGGCAGUCAACACAAACUAUCACCCGAAACUUCUUCCACUCCGUCACCGGAUGACGAACAAGGGAUAGAGAGUGCCAUAUUCGAGGAGGAGUUGCAACGCAAGUGUCUUUUGCAGCUAGAAUUGCUCGAAAAUCAGCUUGCUGGGUUUGCCAAGUUCAAUCAAGCGAAUGGCAAAAUAAAACACAAUGUGCGUCAGAAGGCAGAGGGAAAAAAGCAGUUGAAAACCAUAGAAAACCUGAAACGAGCGGACGAUGUCACCAACAACAACGAUGUAGACGGAAAAAAAUUCACGGAAUCGCCAUCAUUCAUUACGGGAACGAUGCGCGACUACCAGGUGGACGGUUUGAAUUGGUUGAUUGCCAUGCACAACAAUAAUCUGAACGGCAUACUGGCCGACGAGAUGGGACUUGGCAAAACGAUACAGUCCAUUUCCAUGAUCGGCUAUCUAAUCAAUGUCUGCAAUCUGAAGGGACCAUUUCUGGUUGUGGCACCGCUUUCAACGCUUUUCAACUGGAUGCAAGAGUUUGCGCGUUUCCUACCAUCCGCCAAAGUGUUGCAUGCACAUGCAAUCGGCAAGCAAAAAAAACCGAUCUUGGCUAAACUGGCCGAUCCGAAAUGUUCGUGGAAUGUGGCCGUCACUUCUUACGAAUUCAUCAACCAGUACAGUUUAAUAUUCAAACGCAUUAACUUCCACUAUGCCAUAAUCGAUGAAGCGCAUCGGGCGAAGAAUGAACUAACGUUAAGUGCUAAGCUGCUGCGAAACUGCAAAAUCAAGAGUAUGGUACUGUUGACCGGUACACCGAUACACAACAAUCUGCACGAACUGUGGGCACUGCUGAAUCUGCUGUUGCCAACGUUCUUCAACAAUGCGGACAACUUUCAUGCCUGGUUCACGGAGAAGGACUGCAUCGAUCCUGCAAAUCAGCAAACGAUCCGGUUGAAGAAUUUGCUCAAAUUUUUGAUGUUACGCCGCACCAAGCUAGACGUGGCUGCUUCCUGCAUUCCGCCGAAGGUGCACAUCGACAUUUACCUGCCACCGACGGAGCAGAUGUGCCUGUGGACGCAUAAAGUAUUGAACCGGGAAGUGCAGACGAUGGGCGGGGAUGGACAGAUGAAGCCGUACAAUAUAUCGAAUUCAAUGAUACACAUGCGAAAGGUGAUUCAACAUCCAUUCCUGAUACCGGGCGCGGAGAACUCCCAAACGAACUUCGUUACAGAUGAGAUCGUGAAUUGCAGCUCGAAAAUGAUACUGCUAGACAAGCUGCUGGUGCGGUUGCGGGCACGCGGUUCCAAAGUGCUAAUAUUCAGCCAAUACUCGAUGGUGCUGGAUAUACUGAUUGAUUAUUGCGAUUGGCGCGAGUACGAGCACUGUGUGUUGCGGGGAGAAAAUGACAACCAAGAUCGCCAGAAGCAGAUGAACGAGUUUAAUCGGCCCGGUUCGUCUAAGUUUGUUUUCCUGUUGACGACCCGGGCCGGCGGUGUGGGCAUCAAUUUGAUGGCGGCAGAUACAGUCAUCUUUUACGACAUGGAUUUUAAUCCACAGAUGGACUUUCAGGCGGAGGACCGUGCUCAUCGGAUUGGGCAGGUGAGAAAGGUGCACGUGUUUCGGUUCCUUGUUCGGGGCAGUAUUGAUGAGCUGCUGUACCAUCAUUCCUCGCGCAAACGACUGCUGGACGAGUCGGUAAUACGCGCCAAGACCGCAGGCCCGGACAGCCAUUUGUUUAAAGCUGCGUACGAGUAUCAGCGUAAAUCACUGAUGACUGAAGGGCUGGUUGAUCCAGUGGCGAUCGACGAAAAGCUGGACGAGCUGUUGCGUGCGAUGGGUCCGCUGGAUGGGCCUUAUACCAAGCAUUCCGGUUUGCAGGAAGAUUGUAAGAUAGUGAUACCGGGCGUACCAUGCGAUUUGCAGCUAGACUCAUUCCUGACCCGGAGUCAGCUAAAAAAUAAGCGAAAGCAGGAGGAGAUUGUCAGUCCUCUGCCGACAAAACGCCUGCGACGCUCCUUUAUAGUACAACAAUUUUAG
This is a messenger RNA of Anopheles maculipalpis, 2067 nucleotides long. Its product is annotated as SWI/SNF-related matrix-associated actin-dependent regulator of chromatin subfamily A member 5-like. The record is from RefSeq and is a predicted model, not a curated record. NCBI's taxonomy places the organism in Eukaryota, Metazoa, Arthropoda, Insecta, Diptera, Culicidae. Bases 1 to 2067 code for a protein of 688 amino acids. Gene Ontology annotation, cellular component: nucleus. The transcript has 3 exons. Gene Ontology annotation, molecular function: ATP-dependent chromatin remodeler activity; DNA binding; ATP binding. Gene Ontology annotation, biological process: positive regulation of transcription by RNA polymerase II.